CUGAGCUUUUCUAAGCGUUGCAUUACGUAUGCAGCAGAGAGAGCGCGAGGAUCGACUCCCACAGUAGGCUAUGCAUUGCAUGUCGGAACUACUGUAGCCUGCCCGUGGAACUGAACGCGAGUGAGUUGAGUUCAGUAAAGACUCCCGGUCGAAGUUUUUUUUUAAGUGUCUUUAUUUGGAAAUUAAUAGGCUAUUAAAGCCUAACCGAAUUCGUAAAUGCCGUGAAUAAUUCUGAGCUUUCUUUGGACGGAUCAGAUCACGACGGACUUCGAGCAUGAGUUGGUAUCUAGAAUAGCUCUACUGUUUUGAGAUAUUUCAACGGGCUGAUAUGUAAAAAGACUGGAGACAUAAUUCAAAGUUGAAACGAAGCAAGGAUUUUGUGUGUGUUUUUGUUGUUGCUGCAGCCGGUGGUAUUGCACGGAUGGAGUAGGCUUCUCUUAAGAUCCGCAAAAUGUUUCUUGAUCAAUUAAAUGAACUGGAUGUAUAUUUUUAGACGAAACAGAGCAAGAUCACAAAUGUGCCAAAUGGACACAACAGAUUUUUCUCAAAUUCAAGGACAAAAGGGUCACAUUUAGGCAACUGCAUUAAAUGUGACGGAAGAACGGAAAAACGCACGCCAGUUCACGGGUUUGCAAACGACCCCACUUGUUACCUUACUUGACACAUUUUGACCAGUGGAUAACAGUGACAAUUUAUAAAGUAGCUUUAUCAGUGAGCUACGGUGUGUGGUGACCUAAACAAUUUUUCCACGUCUAAAGGUUCUGUGUAAUAAUUUCCACCUGCUAUUGUUAGCGCGGCCAGCUCGGAACACAGCGCCUCAGUGACAGUUAUCAAAAACCACCAUCAAUUUACUGGAUUUCAAGAAUCUACAUGCUAUGCUGGCGAAUGGGAUGUGAAAUUGUGCGCGAUUCACACUGUAACCACGUUUCGAACAAUUUAGUUGCUGCUUGAUUUACCUCACUCAUUCAGCGUGGAGAUGGCUGGCUCAGGUUGCAGUUGGAAGUACUACCUAUGGAUUUUGACAGUUUUUUCCAGGUCGCUGUUGCCCAUGGCCAAGUCUUUGGAGUCGGUGAUAUGGAACUCUCAAAAUUCCAAGUUCCAGAUUGGGAAAGGCCUGGUGAUGUACCCCCAGAUCGGAGACAAGCUGGACAUCAUCUGCCCCAAGGGGGAUAUGGGCCGACCCUACGAGUUCUACAAACUCUACCUGGUGAAGCGGGAGCAGGCAGAGUCAUGCAGCACCGUCAUGGACCCUAAUGUGCUGGUGAACUGUAACAAGCCCGAGAAGGACAUCAAGUUCACCAUCAAGUUCCAGGAGUUCAGCCCCAACUACAUGGGCCUCGAGUUCAAGAAGAAUAUCAACUACUUCAUCACCUCGACGUCAAACGGGACCCUGGAGGGACUGGAGAACCGAGAAGGAGGCGUCUGCGACACCCUAUCCAUGAAAAUCGUCAUGAAAGUGGGCCAGGACCCUAACACGGUUCUACCAAACCCGGUGACCACAGACCAGCCGAGACGAGAGGACAGCGGGGUGAAGGAUACGCCCACCAACCCGCCCAAGAAGAAGGACGGGGGGUUUGUGCAGCCUGGUAAUAAAGACACCAUCAACCAGGAGAACAACUCCGCGGAGGGGAUCUUCAGCUCCAAGCCGGCGCUAUUCGCAGCCAUCGGAGCCGGCUGCGUCAUCUUCCUCCUCAUCAUCAUCAUCCUCAUCGUCCUGCUGAUCAAGCUGAGGAAGAGGAACAGGAAGCACACUCAGCAGAGGAACACAGCGCUGUCGCUCAGCACGCUCGCCAGCCCCAAGUGCUCCGGGAACGCCGGCUCGGAACCCAGCGACAUUAUCAUUCCCUUAAGGACUACAGAAAACAACUACUGCCCUCACUACGAGAAGGUGAGCGGGGACUAUGGGCACCCGGUGUACAUCGUCCAGGAGAUGCCUCCUCAGAGCCCGGCCAACAUCUACUACAAGGUCUGAGGCCAGCUGUGCUGUCAGCAGGAGGCGUACUUGCAGGGGAAGAUCAUGGCCGACCUUUUAACUACCUUGUUUGUCUGAUGUUGAGAGACACUUUUGAUGUUCCAAACAGUGACACUAAAAACCGGAAUGAGAAAAGGUUGUCAUGGACGUAGUAGUUGAAACAUUUUUGAUGUUUCUCGAUAGGCCAAAGGCAAGUUUCGGCGGGGUGGGGGAGGGAUGUCUUCUUCUCUUCCUGCUCCUUGCUAGAAUUACACACUUCCCCCCCCCAGUUUGCUGUUCUAUGUGUAGGUGUGUAAGAUGGUCAAGCCGAUAGAGCGUCUCCUGCUCUGACCAGACGAGUGGCAAACAGGGUAUCAAUGAAAAGGACCUGGAAGAACGGCUGUCGCUUCAUCUAAGGAUGAAAGCAUCCGCUGCUUGCUCAGAGACAUGAAAAGGCACAGUGUGAUACUGUAGCAUAACCUUCCCUUUCAUAACAAUGUGUUCUACCUGCACUAUUGUUUAAAUUUUGUUUUUUUUCAGCUCCCCGUUCACCCCAAUCUGCUCCUUCAACAUUGUAUUUCUUUUCUACUGAAUAUCUAGUUAAUACAUACUAUAAUAUGGUAAAUAUUAAUAUUUUUACGUGUCCUUUAAUGAUUAAUUUUGCCAUCUGUAGGGGUUUUGAUGGUUCAUAAAGAGCCUGUUCUGUUAAUAAAGAAGUGAACACACAUAUGUCAACCUAGAUCACAUAGUUUUGUUAAAUACAUGUCUUUCAUUCUUCCCCCCCCCCCCCCCCUAGCUUGUCUGAACAGGCUAAGUCAGGUAUGCAACUGUGAGUCAGCAAUGGGCCUCACCCUGGAUAAGAGUUAAUGAAAGGCAAAUAGCUCAAUCGGAACGCCGGUGAGAGGUCAUCAUGAGUGAAAUCAAUUUAAAGAAAACAUAUAAGUUAUGUUUCAAAAUGACAGGUCACUUCUGUGUCUGAAUUGCCUUGGGGAUUUUUCGUCGUAACUCCCUCCUCGUAAAUCAGGCCCACAGUUUUCCCUUCGGUGGAAAAGAAAAACAAGAUCAAAUUUGUAUAAACCCGAAAAAAGUGUGGAAGCAAUUAAGAUGCUAUCAGAAGGAGCAGAAUCUCUCACUCCCUGCUUGAGUUUUUUUUACUCCCUAAAGAAUCAGAUGUUUUUUGAGGGAAAGAUGGGUGCCCAACCGUUCAGUACAACGUUUUACUGACGGGAACUUCUUCCAGAGACAGUGAGACAACUGCGUAGGGAGGCGUGUGAGCGUUCAUCACAGGAUCGUCCUGAAGUCACAGUGCCUACUGAGGAUCUUCCAUGUGCUCUGAAUGAAGUGUGAGCAAGUUAUGUUCAACAUGUGUGUUACGCAUCUCCAUAAAGAUCCAGUCUGAGGAGAAUGGAGGAUAAUGGAAAGAGUUAGGCAUUCAUCUGCUGCCCCUGUUCUCCUCAACCAGGUGUCAGGUGAUGAAAACCAAACUUUUUCACAUAGCACUGAAAAAUAACUGCACAGAAUCGUCAGAGAUAUUUACUUUAACUACACUUAUACUGUUGCGUAGUUAAUUUCAUUUCCAUCUCAAAAGGAUUUCAGUGCUAAUUUUCUGUGUACAUAAUCUUAAGAAAAACAAUAAGGAAUCUAAAGUAAUAAGAAGAGUUGUGUAGAAAGACCUUCAAUGCUGUCAGGAAAACAGAUGUGAAGAAGAAGUAGGGCUGUCACUGUUGUUAGAGAUGACUUCCCUUUCUAUCUCUGGAUCAGGUGAUUACACUAGUACCAAAAUGUUUUCAAUAUCACUUAUCACAGAUGUUUAUUCUUUAAUAGAUGUUUUUAGUAUUCUGAAUGGUCUCCCAUUGUUGAGUCAAGUGUGUUGAUUUUUGUUGAUUUAGCAGAUUUUUUCAAUUUCACUUAUUUACUUUAGGUUACCCUGGCAUAUGUUUGGGAUUAUUUUUAAAUUAUUAAAACUCUUAGCAGUA
Molecule: messenger RNA, 3927 nt
Organism: Hypomesus transpacificus
Lineage: Eukaryota; Metazoa; Chordata; Actinopteri; Osmeriformes; Osmeridae
Gene: efnb1
Product: ephrin-B1
Exons: 5
Coding region: 977-1972 (331 amino acids)
Biological process (GO): ephrin receptor signaling pathway; axon guidance
Cellular component (GO): plasma membrane
Molecular function (GO): ephrin receptor binding
Source: RefSeq, a predicted model, not a curated record